GUUGUGAAGCAGGUUUUACUUCGAGACGGUUGUGGAGAUACCUUGCUCUCGUGCCCACUCCAGGGAAGAGGAGCUUCUGUGCUUACAUUGAGACAUAAUCGUGUUUGUGGACUUGUCUAACUGACCAAACGUAGGGCUUGCCGGAUCAGGGUUUCGACAAGAACUCGAUAGCGCUGGAGUUCCAAGUUUUCCGGGAAAACUUCGAUGGAGUUCUGACUCCGGAUCGUGGUGGAUCUGCGAGGAGUUGCUGCGAGAAGCUUCAUUUCAACCUGCGUUUCCAUGGUUCACUGUCCGCCAAUGUUAACCUCCGAGAACAACCUUCGAUACGCCAUAUCAGACCUCUUUUCCGAACCCGCGGAGAAACGUCCUGCAUUGGCCCCGACGCGUCAGCUGCUCUCCCGCAAACGCAAGUUCAACUUGACGUUCAGCUCUCCCCACGAUGAGCCCCGUGCGACUUCGAAGCACAAUAAUUUCAAGAUCUUGCCGGACGAGGUUUUGCUCAAGAUUUUCGGGUACCUGAGCCGGAAAGAUCUGAGAGCAUGUAUGCUGGUCAGCAGACGCUUCAAACGAGUGGCAUGCGACUCCGAAUUAUGGCACAGUGUUGGUUACAACCGGGGGAAGUUUGCAGAGAAGGCUUUACUCCUCGAAGUCAUGCGGGGCACGAAAAUGCUCUGCAGUGCUUGUGCUUCGUCCCGCUUCCACCUGACGAAGCCUGUGCAACUCCCUCGACUACAAUUGCAAUUUGUUGAUCUCACAAAUGCCGUAGUUUCCCACUACCUCUUGACGGGCCUCCUCCAAGCUUGCGAUCAGCUAAAAGGCCUAUCGUUAGAGAAUCAAGCCUUGAGCGAUGAGGUGUGUGAAGCCAUAGGUCGAAACAAGAACUUAGUCACUCUGAAUUUGUGCAUGGUGUCGGGAUUGACCUUGGAGGGCGUGAAUCACAUCCUGAAGGGCUGCCGUCGUCUCAACAGUUUCAAUGUAGCCUGGUCAACAAUGGAGAAAGAAAGUCUGGCGCAAUUGGUAGGCGCCCUACCGGUCACUCUCAAGGAGCUGAAUAUAGCUGGAUAUACUGAUUAUCUACAGGACAAUCACGUCGCGAAGUUAUGUGACAGCUCUCCCGAUUUGGAGUUGCUCUGCAUCUCGGAUAAUCGGACGCUGUCGCCCAAAACGGUUAUCACAAUAUCUGAGAAGCUGCACAAUUUACGCCACCUUGACCUGUCGAGAUGCCACCAGUUGUUUUGGCCGGAGUUCGUCUUCCCGUUGAAGAAGUUGACGAAAUUCGAACAUCUGUCAUGUUACGGAUUCCCCGAAGAACGCUAUGUCGAAGAGAUCCGAGCAAUCUUUCCCAAAUUCAAAGUGAACGAGGCGCACUUCCGGAACCUGUCAAGCAUAGCAAGACCACAGCCCUCUUAUGGCGCGGACAUCAAGUCUCUCUGGGGGGUCCCGAUGAGAUGCUGA
Molecule: messenger RNA, 1455 nt
Organism: Galendromus occidentalis (western predatory mite)
Lineage: Eukaryota; Metazoa; Arthropoda; Arachnida; Mesostigmata; Phytoseiidae
Gene: Skp2
Product: S-phase kinase-associated protein 2
Exons: 6
Coding region: 280-1455 (391 amino acids)
Biological process (GO): SCF-dependent proteasomal ubiquitin-dependent protein catabolic process
Cellular component (GO): SCF ubiquitin ligase complex
Molecular function (GO): protein binding
Source: RefSeq, a predicted model, not a curated record